GUGAACCCAUUCACUCCCACGGACACACCAUAUCCAAGCCAUGGGUCUCCUAUCUUGGUUCAAAGGCAAGCCACAGCAACCCGACUCCAAACCCAAACCAGCGGAGAGUCCGAACGCGAAACCCGCAGCCGAAGUGCCGGGCAUGCACGGCGCCGUGGAGGUGUCCCGACCCCCCGACAUUACGGUGUUCGAGUUCGGGUCGGUGGCCGCAUCCGCCGACAAGGUCACUCUCGCCGGCUACUGCCCUGUCUCCGACGACCUCGAGCCCUGCCGCUGGGAGAUUCUCCCCGCGAGCGAUUCCGACGCGCCCCAGUUCCGCGUGGUCUUCUGACUGAGAGCGAGAGUGUGUCUCAGAGAGAGUAAGGGAGAGUAUUUUUUUUUUUUAUCUGUAAGAAGAAAUUGAAACUUAGAGAGACCCUUUUUGUGAGUUUGUUUGUUAUAUAUGUGAAAUUUGAAAAGGGUUCUGCGUA
Messenger RNA from Corylus avellana, 470 nucleotides. Its product is annotated as allyl alcohol dehydrogenase-like protein. Lineage: Eukaryota; Viridiplantae; Streptophyta; Magnoliopsida; Fagales; Betulaceae. The record is from RefSeq and is a predicted model, not a curated record.